Molecule: messenger RNA, 900 nt
Organism: Emys orbicularis (European pond turtle)
Lineage: Eukaryota; Metazoa; Chordata; Testudines; Emydidae
Gene: SYP
Product: synaptophysin
Exons: 6
Coding region: 1-900 (299 amino acids)
Biological process (GO): regulation of neuronal synaptic plasticity
Cellular component (GO): presynaptic active zone; synaptic vesicle membrane; synaptic vesicle
Source: RefSeq, a predicted model, not a curated record
AUGGAAGUCCUCAAUCAGGUCGUGGCUGGGGGACAAUUCCGGAUGCUCAAGGAACCUCUGGGGUUUCUGAAACUGCUGGAAUGGCUCUUUGCUAUCUUUGCGUUCGCCACCUGCGGGACCUACAGCGGGGAAUUUCGCCUCAGCGUUGAGUGUGUGAAUAAAAGCGAGAGCGACCUGAACAUUGAAGUGGAGUUUGGCUACCCAUUCAGACUCCACCAGGUCUAUUUCGACGUCCCAGCCUGCAAGGGGACCGAGGUGGAGAAGGUGUUCCUCAUUGGGGAUUAUUCCUCCUCCGCCGAAUUCUUCGUCACCAUCGCCGUCUUCGCCUUCCUGUACUCGCUGGCUGCCGCGGUCGUCUACCUCUUCAUGGAGAACAAGUACCGGGAGAACAACAAGGGCCCCAUGAUCGAUUUCGUCGUCACCGCUGUCUUCGCCUUCAUGUGGCUGGUGAGCUCGUGCGCCUGGGCCAAGGGUCUCUCCGACGUCAAGCUGGCCACGGACCCCGACAACGUGAUCGAGGGGCUGGAUGUCUGCAAGAAAGAGGGGAACACGUGCAAAGAGCUGAAGGACCCCGUCAUCUCAGGGCUCAACACCUCAGUGGUCUUUGGCUUCCUGAACCUGGUGCUGUGGACGGGGAAUCUGUGGUUCGUGUUUAAGGAGACGGGUUGGAGCGCCCCCUUUGCCAAGUACCCGCCCGCCGUCCCGGAGAAGCAGCCGGCUCCGGACACCUACGCCGACUCCUACAACCAGGGCUCCGGCUACGUGCAGCAGGAUUCGUACGGCCAGCAAGGCGGCUACCAGCCGGAGUAUAACCAGCAGGGCUAUGGGCAGCCCGACCCCUAUGCCCAGCAGGGGGGGUACGGCCAGGCCGCCCCCACUUCCUUCUCCAACCAGAUGUAG